Molecule: messenger RNA, 2562 nt
Organism: Pieris macdunnoughi
Lineage: Eukaryota; Metazoa; Arthropoda; Insecta; Lepidoptera; Pieridae
Source: the annotation of a GenBank genome assembly
AUGGGUUCGUUGUUUCGUAGUGAGGAAAUGACUUUAUGUCAGCUCUUCCUGCAAAGUGAAGCCGCUUAUGCAUGCGUGUCGGAGUUAGGGGAACUUGGACUUGUACAAUUUCGCGACUUAAAUCCUGACGUGAAUGCCUUUCAACGUAAAUUCGUCAAUGAGGUCCGGCGUUGCGAUGAGAUGGAAAGGAAGCUUAGAUACCUGGAGAAGGAGAUCAGAAAAGAUGGAAUCCCUAUGCUGGAGAUUCCUGGAGAAUGUCCUGAAGCACCACAGCCCAGAGAGAUGAUUGACCUUGAGGCUACUUUUGAGAAACUAGAAAAUGAACUUCGCGAAGUUAACCAAAACGCAGAGGCUCUGAAGAGGAACUACCUCGAGCUCACGGAGCUGAAGCACAUCUUGAGAAAAACUCAAGUUUUCUUCGAUGAGCACGAGGGCGGUGCCAAUAUCACCACUGAGUCCAUGACGCGUGCGCUCAUAUCAGACGACCCCAACAACCAUAUGGGACAAGUCCAACUAGGUUAUCGGGACAAGCAAGAGUCCUUGGAAUUCCUGCCCUGUUUCGUCGCUGGAGUUAUCCUUCGGGAGCGCAUCCCGGCUUUUGAAAGGAUGCUAUGGAGGGCCUGCAGAGGAAAUGUCUUUUUGAGACAGGCUGAAAUUGAUACACCAUUGGAAGAUCCAUCUUCGUCGGACCAAGUAUACAAGUCGGUGUUUAUAAUCUUCUUCCAAGGAGACCAGUUGAAGACGCGCGUAAAGAAGAUUUGCGAGGGCUUCCGCGCCACUCUCUACCCAUGCCCUGAAGCGCCUGCUGACCGAAGGGAAAUGGCUAUGGGCGUCAUGACCAGGAUUGAAGAUUUGAAUACGGUUCUCGGUCAAACCCAAGACCACCGUCACCGCGUGCUGGUCGCCGCAGCCAAGAACAUCAGGAAUUGGUUCGUCAAAGUUCGCAAGAUUAAGGCCAUCUACCAUACGUUGAACCUGUUCAACCUGGAUGUCACACAAAAGUGUCUGAUCGCGGAGUGCUGGGUUCCGGCUCUUGACAUGGAGACCAUACAACUGGCGCUUAGGAGGGGAACGGAACGCAGUGGCAGUUCGGUUCCGCCCAUCCUCAACCGGAUGGAGACGCUGGAAGACCCACCCACGUACAACCGGAACAACAAGUUCACCAUCGCCUUCCAGAACCUCAUCUACGCGUAUGGUGUCGCCACCUAUCGAGAGGUCAACCCAGCCCCUUACACCAUAAUAACAUUCCCGUUCCUCUUCGCGGUGAUGUUUGGAGAUUUGGGCCAUGGGGCUCUAAUGGCUAUUUUUGGCUUCUGGAUGUGUUACAAGGAAAAACCUCUGCAGGCAAAGAAGAUUGACAGCGAGAUCUGGAACAUCUUCUUUGGCGGACGGUACAUCAUUCUGCUCAUGGGUCUAUUCUCAAUGUACACGGGGCUCAUAUACAACGACAUCUUUUCAAAAAGUCUCAACAUUUUCGGCUCUUCUUGGAGGAACAACUACAACAUCAGUACCCUCGAGACCAACAAGUUGCUGCAACUCAACCCUGACUCUUGGGACUACCUUCAGGCUCCGUACCCCUUUGGAAUCGACCCGGUUUGGCAGCUGGCAGAAGCGAACAAAAUUAUCUUCAUGAACGCCUACAAGAUGAAAAUCUCCAUCAUCAUUGGAGUAUUCCACAUGCUGUUUGGAGUCUGUAUGUCGUUGUGGAACCACUUGUACUUCAAGCGCCGCAUCAGCAUCUACGUGGAGUUCAUCCCUCAGAUCAUUUUCCUGACUGUGCUCUUCUUCUACAUGGUGCUGCUGAUGUUCAUGAAGUGGACGUUUUACGGAGCCACCAUUGACCACUUCGGAAGCCAAGAACCAGAUAUCGUGAAGUCGUCCGGCUUCUGCGCUCCCUCCAUCCUGAUCACGUUCAUCAACAUGAUGCUGUUCAAAACCGAUGAGAACCCGCGAACACAGUGCGACCCCACCAUGUACCCUGGGCAGAUUGGACUGCAAAAGUUCUUCGUGUUGGUGGCUCUCGUGUGUGUGCCCGUGAUGUUGUUCGGCAAACCCUACUUCAUCAUGCAAGAGAGGAAGAAAAGGGCGCUUCAAGGCCUGCAGCCAUUGGCUGAAAAUGCCGAAAAUGGAACAGCCGGUGGAGCACCCGUGCCUACUUCGCAUCAUCAAGAUGAAGAAAUCUCCGAAGUCUUCAUUCACCAGGCUAUCCACACCAUCGAGUACGUACUCGGCAGCAUAUCCCACACGGCGUCGUACCUGCGUCUGUGGGCGCUGUCUCUGGCCCACGCCCAACUGGCCGAGGUGGCCUGGAACAUGCUGCUCCGCAAGGGCCUGAAGUCCGCCGGGUACGAAGGCGGAGUGUUCCUAUACGUGGUGUUCGCGGGAUGGGCCGCCAUCUCCGUCUCCAUCCUGGUGCUCAUGGAGGGGCUGUCGGCCUUCUUGCAUACGCUGCGUUUGCACUGGGUCGAGUUCCAAAGCAAGUUCUACGCGGGCGAAGGAUACUUAUUCCAACCCUUCUCUUUCGAAGUCAUCCUCGAUUCCGCGGGACAAGCAGAGGAGUAA